This is a messenger RNA of Nestor notabilis (Kea), 1897 nucleotides long. RefSeq names its product Cbl proto-oncogene-like 1, E3 ubiquitin protein ligase (gene CBLL1). Gene Ontology annotation, molecular function: ubiquitin protein ligase activity. NCBI's taxonomy places the organism in Eukaryota, Metazoa, Chordata, Aves, Psittaciformes, Psittacidae. The record is from RefSeq and is a predicted model, not a curated record. The transcript is spliced from 5 exons. Gene Ontology annotation, biological process: protein ubiquitination; regulation of cell adhesion. The annotation marks the transcript as partial.
ACAAUGAUUUGCAAGGAACAAAUAGUUCAGGAUCAUUGGGUGGUCUUGAUGUUCGUAGAAGAAUCCCUAUAAAGCUUAUCUCAAAGCAGACCAAUAAAACCAAACCUGCACCUCGAACUCCAAGAAAUAUGAACAGGAUGCCUUCGAAGACACAAGCUGGUGAUGAAGAAGAAUUCGAUUAUAACAAAGAGGAGCGAUACGAAUGCAAGGGCGGUGAAAUGUUUGGUAGUCAAAGGAGAUUCCCUGGACCCAUCUUCUGGGACUAUAAGAUAAACUUGCUGGGGGAAAAGGAUGACACACCAGUCCAUUUCUGUGAUAAGUGUGGAUUGCCCAUCAAAAUGUAUGGACGCAUGAUACCUUGCAAGCAUGUUUUCUGCUAUGACUGUGCUAUACUACAUGAGAAAAAGGGAGACAAGAUGUGUCCAGGCUGUAAUGAACCUGUGCAGCGAAUUGAGCAGUGUGUACGAGGGUCCCUCUUCAUGUGUAGCAUCGUUCAGGGGUGCAAGAGAACUUACCUGUCACAGAGAGACUUACAAGCUCACAUCAACCACCGCCAUAUGAGAGCUGGAAAGCCUGUUAGUCGGCCUCCAAUUGAACCUGUACAUCCUCCUAUUGCCCCACCACCUGCUGAAAUUCCUGAGCGCUUCAUAAUGCCACCUGAGAAACAUCAUAUGAGCCACAUUCCGCCAAAGCAGCACAUCAUGAUGCCACCACCUCCUUUACAGCAUGUGCCACAUGAGCAUUACAACCAGCCACACGAAGACAUUCGUGCACCUCCUGCAGAGAUGUCAAUGGCUCCACCACCACCUCGCCCAGUCAGUCAGGACACCUUCCGCAUCUCAACAAGAAAGCACAGCAACUUAAUCACUGUCCCUAUUCAGGAUGAUUCCAGUUCAGGUGCUCGCGAACCACCUCCACCAGCCCCUGCACCUGCUCAUCAUCAUCCCGAAUACCAGGGUCAACCAGUGGUAUCGCACCCUCAUCAUAUUAUGCCUCCACAGCAGCAUUAUGCACCAACCCCACCCCCACCUCCACCAAUAAGCCAUCCGCUGCAGCACCCUCCCCAGGCAGCAGGUACUCCUCACAUGGUGUAUAGCCAAGCUCCUCCUCCACCAAUGACCUCUGCUCCUCCUCCUAUUACCCCACCACCUGGACAUAUAAUUGCCCAGAUGCCACCAUAUAUGAAUCAUCCUCCUCCAGGACCUCCCCCUCCUCAGCAUGGAGGCCCACCUGUAAAUGUAAAUGCACCCCCUCCCCAUCACUAUAAUCCUAACUCUUUGCCACAGUUCAGUGAAGAUCAAGGAACUCUUAGUCCCCCUUUCACACAGCCUGGGGGAAUGAGUCCAGGGAUAUGGCCAGCUCCAAGGGGGCCGCCUCCACCUCCAAGGAUGCAAGGGCCUCCUGCUCAGGCCCCGCUUCCUGGACCACACCACCCUGAUCAAGCCAGAUACAGACCCUAUUACCAAUGAUACAAGCAACUACAUGAAUAGAGAGUGCUAUGAAGAGGAUAAAAUUAUAUACAACAGCCUUUUAAUUAAUUGUUUUGGGGUUAUUUUGUUGUGUGUUUUUUUAAAAUACUGUCAUUUUGACUGUAGGACAUUUUGGGGUUUGAAUCUUAAAUGAUUUUUAAGCCUUGGCCGUAGGACUCUGACUUCAAAUACUCUGUAGUGCUAAAAUAAGUGGCUUAGUAAACCACAGUUGCAUUUUAACAGAACUUCUGUCUCUAGUGUGGCUAAAUUGUCUUAAAAUGAACACUUGUAAUAUUAUUUCCUGGAGAAGAUGAACACGUGUUGUACCAUUCUGAAUAUUGUUUUUGUUACAUCCAGUGUUUAGUUUCACUUGUGAUACGUUUUUGUUAACCUGUGUCCAAUAAUUAAAUUGAAAUAUGGUUGUAAAA